Messenger RNA from Chondrus crispus (carragheen), 1281 nucleotides. RefSeq lists its product as hypothetical. Gene Ontology annotation, molecular function: peptide-N4-(N-acetyl-beta-glucosaminyl)asparagine amidase activity. Gene Ontology annotation, biological process: protein deglycosylation; glycoprotein catabolic process; protein quality control for misfolded or incompletely synthesized proteins. The record is from RefSeq and is a predicted model, not a curated record. The transcript has a single exon. Bases 1 to 1281 code for a protein of 426 amino acids. Gene Ontology annotation, cellular component: cytosol; nucleus. Lineage: Eukaryota; Rhodophyta; Florideophyceae; Gigartinales; Gigartinaceae.
AUGCAUUCGGUUGAAGCAGACCCUUCACGCGCAUCUCUACUAGAUUUUCGGUACCAACUCUUCUCUUUGACUGACAUUCCGCCUGACCAAAUUGAGGUCCAAGUCGGAACAGAGCACUUCUUUCCUAAUGACGACCUUGACGCAGGUCGAACACUAGCUAGCAUCGGAAUCUAUCCGGGAGAUAUUGUUAUUUGUAGAGACGUAAAUGGUACCAAAGGACAAGUACAGCUUCAUGAGGUACAACAAGAGACGAAGGCCUUGGGUGUGUCAGACUUGCAAGCAGCGCUCGAACAAGUUUCACUCAACUCCAGCAAUAGGAAAUCCGUAGCGGGCGCUUCGUCGGACAAUGGCCACCAAGUCGAUUCAAAGACACGCGAAUUCCUUUCGCAGGUAUCAAAGUACCAGCAGGCUGUGUGCGCAUAUGAAGAUGCCGACUUCCAAGACAAGGCGAGAAAAACAGCCCCGCUACAGGAAUUGCGACUCAAAGCCAACGACCGGCUUGAAAAGCAGCGCAAGGACUACCCGACCUAUGAGCUUGCCCUUGCCAAAGAGCUGCUUACUUGGUUUAAAGAAUCAUUUUUCACUUGGGUCAACUCCCCAGACUGCUGGUCUUGCGGCAAAGAAACGGCCUUGGUCGGGAUGGCGCCUCCAACGGAUCAUGAAUUGAAGCACGGCGGCUCGCGAGUCGAGCAGCACGACUGCCAAGCGUGCGGUGCGACGACGCGGUUCCCGCGCUACAACGACGCGGGGAAGCUACUGGAGACGCGCAAAGGGCGGUGCGGCGAGUGGGCGCAGGCGUUCACGCUGAUAGCGCGGGCGGCCGGGCUUCGCGUACGCGUCGUGCACGACUGGACGGACCACGUGUGGACGGAGAUAUACACGCCCGAGGGGGAGGGCGGCGGGAGAUGGGUGCACGCGGACUCGUGCGAGAAUGAGCUGGAUAAGCCGCUGCUGUACGAGAGCGGGUGGAAGAAGAAGCUCAACUAUUGCGUGGCGACGGGCGUGGAUUGCGUGAUGGACGUGACGAGACGGUAUACAGAAGAUUUUAAGGCGCUUGCGGUGAGGAGGACGCUGGCCGAGGAGGGCGCGUUGCAGAAGGGGCUCGCGCGUAUGAACGAGGAGGUGAUCGCGAAGCUGCCUAUCGGGGAACGGGAGGAGGCAAUGAGGAAAUACUUUGCGGACGUUGAGCAAAUUGGGUUGCCACAGGCAAGUGGUGAAGGGCUUUCGGGACGGCAGUCGGGCAGUCAAGCAUGGAUUAACGCGAGAGGGGAAGGGGGAUGA